Mercenaria mercenaria is the source of this 7720-nucleotide messenger RNA. Its product is annotated as sulfhydryl oxidase 2-like. The coding region runs from base 525 to 1163 and encodes 212 amino acids. Gene Ontology annotation, cellular component: Golgi membrane. Gene Ontology annotation, molecular function: flavin-dependent sulfhydryl oxidase activity; protein disulfide isomerase activity. The transcript is spliced from 4 exons. NCBI's taxonomy places the organism in Eukaryota, Metazoa, Mollusca, Bivalvia, Venerida, Veneridae. Gene Ontology annotation, biological process: protein folding. The record is from RefSeq and is a predicted model, not a curated record.
GCGUAAUCAGAAAAAAAUUUUUUUUUUCGGCGAUUUUUAUGUACGUGCGGGCGGGUGAAUUUUUUUUUCUUUUUCUCGGGAAUGAAAUCAUUGAUGCGGUAGUUCCGACGAACGACAAAUCAAUUUGAUAUGGCCUUACAGAACUUUUUUUUUUCUGGGACCAGACAUGUAAUUUUUUAAGUAGUACAUACUGUAAAAUAAGUAGUACUUGCAGAGGGCUAAUUUUCAUGGAUUCAUUGAUUGAAUUAGUCCAUGAAGACAAGUGAAGUCCCAAUAAACAAGUGAUUUUAUCUUUGAGAGUUAAAAAUCAUAAUCCUAUGAAAUUAUUAUUUUGGUUAGAAUCGCAAAAUGUUGCCCAGGAAAUUGAAUGAUUUCACAGUAAUAUUAUACCUCAUGUUUUACAGUACUUCCCAGGUAGAGAAGAAGUGUCAGACUAUCUGUUUAAGGUAUCAGCAUGGUUACGUAGUGCUGGCUCAGAAAUUACAGGGGAUCAGUGGAUCACUUCACUAGAUGAUAAACAGUCGAUGGAAGAAUUUCUCCCAGAGCGUAUAGAGUGGGUUGGUUGCGCAGGAAGUGAGGCGCGGUUUAGAGGCUACCCGUGUGGAAUGUGGACACUGUUCCACACUCUUACAGUAGCAGCAUACCAGAAAGGAAGAGCAAAUCCUAAAGAUGUACCACUGGACGUCCUUAGUGCUAUACAGGGCUACAUGAAAUAUUUCUUCGGCUGUCAGAUUUGUGUGGAACAUUUUCUCAAAAUGGUAGACUUCAUUACUCCAGAUGACAGAACACCAGAGGGCGCUGUAAUGUGGUUGUGGCGAGCACACAACAUGGCGAACAAGAGACUCCAUGGCGACCAGUCUGAGGAUCCUAAACAUCCAAAGAUCCAGUUUCCUUCUAAAAAUCUGUGUCCAGAAUGUCGUAAUGGUGAUAACUGGAGUAAUGACAAAGUUUUAGAGUUUUUGCUUUCAUUUUAUGCGAGACUAAAUAUUGUGCCUGUAGCAGACGACAGUAAUGAGGAGGAAGUAGGAAGAACCAGUAAGUCCGCAGAUAAUGACAGUAACAAGCUUGAUUGGUGGGAAUUGCAGCAGAGAAAGAAUGAUCUGGAAAAAAUAAGGUCUUUAAGACAGCAGAAAUCAGAAAAGCGGCAAAACAAGAAGAUAUAAAUGUCCGAGCUUUACUUACAUGUAAUUAUGCUUUAAUAUAUUUUGCUUGUUUGGUAAAUGGUUGUAUUUUUCAUUACUUGAAUGUACAAUGUAAUUUGUACUCAUUCUGUCUCAUUUUAUCUCACAUAUCUUUCAUGACCAUAUCAUUUAUUUUUACCUUAUUCUCUACAAGGAAUGACGUCUCUCGUAUCAAAUGUUAAGUGGACCAUGAUCGUAUAAAGCAUUUUGAAUCACUGUUAGGCAUAUCAACUACAUUUGUGUGUUCGGAUAUGUAAAAACGGUUGUCCCGCUGUUUGAAGGGCAACAUUAAGAACUGUUGCCCUUGACUUAUCAGCCUCUUCUACAGUUCUAAAGUUGUCCCUGUUACCUCGGUGAAAAUAGUUUUGACUGUUCUCAGAAUACACAUGAAAUGAAUAAAUAUUAUUGAUAGUGUAUAAUGAAAUGUCAUAUUUAGCAAACUUUUAUCAAAGUUAUUUGUAAACAACAUAUUUAACUGUUACUAAUAGUUUCUGUUAGUUGUUAACAGAUUAAUUGAUGAAAUUUAAAUAAAUACAUGAUAACUUGCUGAACUUACUACCAAAAUUUUAGAAUUUUUUUUGUGUUCUAUUUAAGAAAUAAUAUAUCUCAUCCAGUGAUUUGUCGUUGAAUAAAUCAUUGCUUGGAGUUCAGAUGCGAAGGAAUUAUAUCACGAGGGCGUAGCCCGAGUGAUAUAAUAAUACGCAUCUGAACGACAAGCAAUGAUUUAUUCAAGAGCAAAUCACUAAAUGAGAUAUAUUAUUUCGAUUCUAACACGUUAUAAAGGAUUUUAAAGUACAUCCUUAAUGACAUGCAUUAAAUAUUUGCGCGUUUUCAAUCGGUUUCUUUUCCAGCGCGCCGCUAUGCCGCUUGACGCCAUGACGUAAUAAUUGUGACGUCAGAGCAGUGAUUUGUUGUAUGAUAAUUCACUGCUUUCUUCCUUCUUUGUUUAAUAGGAAAAUGAAUCGGAUCGUGUUAGAAUUUAUGUUUUAAACUGUCGAAAGUGAAAAUUCAGAAAUAUGUUUUAUACAAAUACCAUUUAAGGUUGAGAUCAUUUUGUUACUAUAGUAACAAACAGCUGAACACUUUAGGCGGCCUACUGUUUACAUGUGUAUUUCAUUUCCAUUUUACUUACAUUCAGAUUAUAAUCUACAACUAGUUAUUUAUUCUUUCUCUGUAUUUUGUAAUGUUUAAAAUUGUAUUUAAAAUGUAUAACUUAAUUUGCAUGUUUUUAAAAGUUUUAGCAUGAAAUUAAGCAUUUCUUGAUAUUGCCAAUGAUGUUUGAUUUCUCAUGUAAUUAUAUUCACAUUGAUUGAACAGACUCGUACUGAGCUUUUAUUUUUGCUUGUGUUCUAUGUUUCCAAACGCUCUACUUUAAUACAGUAAUACAGAUUUUAAUCUACACUCGAAAUUAUAAGUGUAUUUGACUUGUAAGUUUUAAAAUGACGUUGCUUGAAGGUUGAGCAUUCCGGAGGUCACAAUGCUCAAAUGGCUGUUAAUCAUUUGUUUAAGGAUGUCGCAUCAUCAUAAGAGAUAUAUGCAGUUUACCCACCACAAUAGAUUUCUUAAAUAAAUACUGCUGCAACUUUUAUAUUUCAUCAGCAUUCACAGAAUAAAAUAUUAGAAAACUACUACAUUUCCUAUCUGUAUAUCCAGUAAAACAUGUGUUCAUUGUUUACCAAAACCAUUGACUGUAUAAAGAAAUUUUCCAACUGUCUGUUGAAAUCUAUGUCAAACUGAAGAAUGAACACUUGAAGAUAAUUUUGUAGGCUACAAGAUUAAUGAAUAAAUUCGUUAUAAGUUUGUUUGUUUACCGGUAUGUAACAUCAUGUGAUAGGUGUUAACAUUUAUUAUUUUGAAGAAAAAAAUCAGUACACUGAGAUAGGACUCGUAAUUGGUGAAAACACAUGUAGGUCUGUGUAAAAUAUUGUGUUUGUGAACAUGGCUGUAUGCUUGUUUAGUAAAAUCUGUGUGCACAUUCCUGGCUCUACACAAGUAUUAAAUGUUAAAUGUUUUGUAUGUGUAUGUGUGCUUUUUUUUUGUUUCGUGUAAUUUCAGUGUCCAGAUCAAGGCCCAUAUUCAAAAAUGUUUAAAGUCUGAAACUUUGACUUUAAAAUGCUAAAUGUACAUUUUGCUCUGGCAUUGUCAAACAUGCAUAGAUGAGAUGGAAAUUACAUUCUGCAGUUAAUGAUGACUCAGCAAAAUUUCAGCAGUAUGACUAAGCUAUAGAGAAAGUUAACACUUCAAACGUUAAUGAAUACGAGCCCAGAAGAUGAACUUAAGCGUUUUUUUUUAUCUGCAUAAAAUAUUUGUAGGAAUGAUAUGAUAGAAGUAGUUAGGUUGUAAGUUGUGAUGUGAACAUUUAAAUAUAGCAUGUGUAUAGAUACGAUAAUUUCAUUUUGGAACAUUACAGAGCAUAAUUCCACUGUAUGUGUUUGUUUUACGCUUUUUAUGUAUGUUUUGUUACUAGUCAAAUGGUGCAAUUAUUUUAGAAUAUAUCAAAAUAUACAUAUAUGAUAUGUAUAAAUUUUAAUAUGACAAAAUCAUGUGAAUUUUAAAUGAUACAUGUUAAAGCUGAUGUCAUGUCGACUUACUAUUAAGGGUCCAAGAAAUAGUUCUACAAUAUAUGGUCUACUAUGUUACAUUUAGGUAUAUUAGGAUGAAAUAGUCAAUAGCAUAAGUGUUUUCUGAUUGAUAACAUUGACAUGCAGAUUUUGAGGAACAUUUAACCUCUUCUUCAUGUUUAAAUCAAUUAAAACAUGCUUCUGUUAUAAUUUAUUUCUUAAAUAUAGAUUGUAGACAAAUUGGUUAGUAACUUAUUUUAAUUACGAGCAGUAGAAAGUGAAUACAUUUUUUUCCCUGGUAGUUAUAACACAGGAGUUAAGCAGUAGAUUUAGGGAUGUCAGAAAAUUCUAUGGAUGAUGACUGGUUAUAACAGAGAACUUAAUUCAUCACCAGAUCUAGAAGUAUAUAUAUCUAAUCUCUUUUUAAAAAAAUGUCUACCCAUUAAUGAAUAGUAUUGAUGUUGAUAAUUUGUUAUAAGCCAAGAAUUACAGGGAAAAUCACUCUGUAUACUAUGAUUUUAUUUUGUGCAUAAAGUGUAAAAUAUUUUACUACACAUUUUACAGACCAAAGAUUUAUGUUAAAUACGACCCUUUACUUUUUACUAACAAAUUCAUAAUUAUCAUAUCAAAGUUCUUGCUCAUAUUUCUUAAUUUUCCACUGAGCCAGAAUAUGAGCUGCUUUAAAACAUUGAAUUUGAUUAAUGAAUACAUUAGUAACUUUUAUAAGAUAGAAAUUGUUUUGUUAUUGUAACUUACAAUUACGGUGUCAGAAUCAUGUUAAUUUUGCAUCUGGCAUGGUUAAAGGUUAUCUUGCAGUAUCAUGUUAGUUCUUGUGUAUUAUGACUUUGUAAUUUUUCAUUCCUAUUUUAUUGUUCUUCUAUGCUAUCGUGUUUUAUUUUACAUGUUUAUAUGACAAGUGUAUUAUUUGUUGUGAUUAUAUACAGCAUGGACCAUCCUUACAUAGCCAAGUUUGAUUGAUGAUUGUAAACUGAAUCAUUCAUGUACAGCAUGCUUACAAGGCCAAGAUUGUUUAAUGAUUGUAAACUGAAUCAUUCAUGUACAGCAUGCUUACAAGGCCAAGAUUGUUUAAUGAUUGUUACAUGAAUCACUCAUGUACAGCAAGCUUACAAGGCCAAGAUUGUUUAAUGAUUGUUGUAGGAAUCACUCAUGAACAGCUUGCUUACAAGGCCAAGAUUGUUUAAUGAUUGUGAUAUGAAUCACUCAUGUACAGCAUGCUUACAAGGCCAAGAUUGUUUAAUGAUUGUUACAUGAAUCACUCGUGUACAGCAUGCUUACAAGGCCAAGAUUAUUUAAUGAUUGUUGUAGGAAUCACUCAUGAACAGCUUGCUUACAAGGCCAAGAUUGUUUAAUGAUUGUGAUAUGAAUCACUCAUGUACAGCAUGCUUACAAGGCCAAGAUUGUUUAAUGAUUGUUACAUGAAUCACUCAUGUACAGCAUACUUACAAGGCCAAGAUUGUUUAAUGAUUGUUACAUGAAUCAAUCAUGUACAGCAAGCUUACAAGGCCAAGAUUGUUUAAUGAUUGUUACAUGAAUCACUCAUGUACAGCAUGCUUACAAGGCCAAGAUUGUUUAAUGAUUGUGUAUGAAUCACUCAUGUAAAUCUUGUCAAAUGCUGAUCUUUACUUAAGCAUGUAAUUGCAUAUACUGUGGAGUCUUUUAAUUGUGUUGGCUGAAAAUUUCACGGUUUCAGUGAAAACCACUGCUCAUAAGCGCAUGAAUUUGUUAAUUCUAAAUUUGAUAAAAGAAAUUUGAAUUUUAUUUGUUCAUUAACUUUUAGGGAUUCAGUUUCUCCGAUUUAUGCAACCCUGAAAAUGAAUCAUCAGCAAAUCAAGCCUUUAGCCUGUUGCCGGCAAGUGAUUUUUGCCUAUGCGACCAGUGCAGACCAAGAUCAGCCUGCAUGUCUGCUAUUGUGUCAAUAAAUUUUCAUUGAACACCCCUUCAAAUAAUAAAUGGUACUGCCCAAAUUGAAUGAUAGAGCAGUCCAUUUUAGAAUUUAGCAGGGUAAAGGUUUUAAAUGAUUUCACAUCAUAUGCAUUUUAAUUGACUAUGUUAUUUUUAAUUAAUACAGUACUUUUAUAUAAAGUACUUGAAAAUGUUCCUUAAAUAAAAUGUUUUCUAAACUGGUGCAAGUUUAAGCACACAACAUAUCAAACAAUCAGACAAUGUCUUACAUUAGUGUAAGACGGGAAGCUCAAAGUGCUGUCUGCUCACAUUCAAUGCGAAAUCCUUAACUUUUGUAGCUUUAAAUAGAUUUUGUGAGAUUAUAAAUGUUCUGAAAUUUUUCUGGAGUGUCUUUUUAGACAAAAUGACUUAUUUUUUCUUCGCGAAAUAAGGACUUUGUAAUAAAAAGAUUUUUAUUUUUUUAAUGAAUGAAAAUACAAAUGAAGGUUCUAAAUGGACUAUCCUCCGAAAUAGUUUAUGUUGCAUACAUUGUUUGUUAUCAAAUGUCAUGCUGCCGUUUGUGAAUGUUAAGGAGAGUUAUUGUCAUGUCAGCCCUUCUGCUUAGCUCAGUAGGAGAGCACAGAUCUGUGGAUCUCAGGGCCGAGAGUUCAGUUCUUGGGCGGGGCGCAUGUUCUCAGUGAGGAUUUGAUAGAAGACAUUGACAUUGUUUCUGAAAUCAUUCGUCUUCCACCUCUGAUUCAUGUGGGGAAGUUGGUAGUUACUUGCGGAGAACAGGUUUGUACUGGUACAGAAUCCAGGAACACUGUUUAGGUUAACAGCCAGCCGUUACAUAACAAAUACUGUUGAAAAACAGUGUUAAACCAAAAACAGACAAAUAAAUUAUUGUCCAUGUCGGCCAAAUGCAUGAGGAUAUAUGGUGUUGAAUUCAUCGGCCUACUGUGUAUAAAACAAGUUUUAUCUGCGCUCUAAAUAUGUCUAAAGAAAAGAUAUGUUCACAGAUUUUUGAGGAGUUUUUAUUAUCAUUCUAUGGAAGUAUCUAUCAUGAAUAGACUGAUCAACAACAAAAAUAUUUUUGUUUUGAAUAAUUGUAGAAUGAGAUGUGACUCUUAUGCAGUUGUGUCAUAGCUGCAUGUUUGUUCAAUAGAAUUUUGUUAUGGAUAAAUUGUACACUUUUGUCACUCCAUUCAUUGAAAGGGAUGGACAGAAGUUUAGUUCUCUGACAGUGCAGGUAUUAGUAUGCAAGACUCUUGGUAGUUGUGUAAUUUGCAGGUUUGAUUUUAGACUGUGUUAUCAGUAACAAAUAAAUAUGUCUAUCUCCUACCUCGGGUCUUUACUGAUUGGCUCUGAUGCAAAACAGAUAUAUAAUCACCCAGUAUUGAUACAAUCUCUAGGGAAAAAUCACAUACCCUCAUGCUUCCAUACUAGAUUUAUUGCUUACAUUUACACAUGUGUAGUCAUAUUAUACUUUAAUAUUAGCCUAAUUUAUGGCUUAAAUAACAAUGUAAACAAGCUGAGUACAAAAACAUAGAAAGAUAGAGUUAUUGAGUAACUUUUGGCCUAGUGAAAAUAUUUAAUAUGAUUUAUUGUAUGUUUGUAUUAUUUAUAGGUUAAUUGGUUUAACCCAUUUUCAACAUAAUUUAAGUUACUAAACUGAACAAUUGUCAGUUAGCGUUCUGAGAUUCUUUACCAGUACUCGUUUGUUCACUAUAUUUAAGUAAUUGACAACUUCUUCACCUGUGUCCAAGGUGGAAGAUGACUUACAUGCUGUCAUGGUAAAUUAGCCCUGGAGAAGAUAUGCUGUGUCAGGGGAUUGAACAGGCAACCUCCAGAUACAUAGUAUUGUGUACCAAGUACAGCUGGCAGAGUUUUUGUUUGAUUUAUUAGAUGCAUCUCAAUUAACAUUCUACUUACAAAAUUGUCAAUUUUUUAUUUUAUUAUUUCAGUGUACUGAGUUCUUCAUAGAUGUGAAUAGCAGAACUUACACAAUGUAUUUGGAAAGACAUGCUUCUGUUUAUGUAAAAUUUUUACAUUCCAAUACAAAUAUACUGCAAGACA